This is a messenger RNA of Myotis daubentonii (Daubenton's bat), 356 nucleotides long. RefSeq names its product protein CEBPZOS-like. The record is from RefSeq and is a predicted model, not a curated record. The coding region runs from base 29 to 208 and encodes 59 amino acids. NCBI's taxonomy places the organism in Eukaryota, Metazoa, Chordata, Mammalia, Chiroptera, Vespertilionidae. The transcript has a single exon.
AUUUGGGCUACCCAGAGUGGGUGUACGGAUGGCCCAAAUUUUGGAAACACUGGCAAAGAAGAUCUUUAAAGGAGUUUUAGUAGCUGAAUUGUGGGCAUUUUUUUUAGCAUAUAUUUUGUUUAAUAAGAAGAACGCAAGUCAGGUUUAUUACAAAUCCAUCAAAUAUUCUAGAAUGUAUGGAGUCAGACAGCAAGAUCAAGAAAAAUGAUUGAACAACAAAAGUUAGGAAUUUGGUCACUGGUACAGGUGUACCCUAUUGCAUAGUAUCAGGCAUGAUUACAAUUCCAAAGUUGACAUGGAUAGAUUUUGGAAUAUGUAAGGCAAAACGUAAAUUCCAAUUAAGCCAGAGGUUUUGU